Molecule: messenger RNA, 1182 nt
Organism: Lachancea sp. 'fantastica'
Lineage: Eukaryota; Fungi; Ascomycota; Saccharomycetes; Saccharomycetales; Saccharomycetaceae
Source: the annotation of a GenBank genome assembly
AUGCCUCCAAAGAAACAAGUAGAAGAAAAAAAAGUGCUUUUGGGCCGUCCCGGCAACAAUUUGAAAGCCGGUAUCGUCGGUCUGGCCAACGUUGGUAAGUCGACUUUCUUCCAGGCCAUCACCAGAUGUCCCUUGGGUAACCCAGCGAACUACCCAUUCGCUACCAUCGACCCUGAAGAAGCUCGUGUGAUUGUGCCAUCUUCAAGAUUUGAAAAAUUGUGCGAAAUCUACAAGCCAGCAUCCAAGGUGCCAGCGCAUUUGACCGUUUACGACAUUGCAGGUUUGACCAAAGGUGCCUCUGCCGGUGAAGGUUUGGGUAACGCGUUUUUGUCGCACAUCAGAGCCGUGGACUCUAUCUACCAGGUUGUGCGUUGUUUUGACGACGCUGAGAUUAUCCACAUCGAAGGUGACGUGGACCCAGUACGUGACUUGGACAUCAUCAACACUGAGCUGAGACUCAAGGACAUCGAAUUCUCCGAAAAGCACCUGGAAAACGUGCACAAGAUCACCAAGAGGGGAGGUCAGUCGCUUGAGGUCAAACAGAAGAAGGAAGAAGCCGCUUUGGUCGAGAAAAUCAUUGAACUGUUGAAGUCGGGCCAAAAAGUCGCUAACCAAACCUGGACCACCAAGGAGGUGGAAAUCAUCAACAGCAUGUUCUUGCUGACCGCCAAGCCAUCCAUCUACCUUAUCAACUUGUCCGAAAGAGACUACAUCAGAAAGAAGAACAAGCACUUGCUCAAGAUCAAGGAGUGGAUCGACAAGUACUCCCCAGGCGAUUUGAUCAUUCCAUUCUCGGUCUGUUUGGAAGAAAGACUUUCGCACAUGAGUCUGGAGGAGGCCGAAGAGGAACUGAAAACUUUGGGCGUCGAAAGUGCCUUGCCUAAGAUCAUCACCACCAUGAGACAGAAGCUUGACUUGAUUUCUUUCUUCACCUCGGGUGCAGAUGAGGUUCGUGAGUGGACCAUCCGUAGAGGCACCAAGGCUCCGCAAGCCGCCGGAGUUAUCCAUAAUGAUUUGAUGAACACUUUCAUUCUCGCGCAAGUGAUGAAAUACGAAGACGUGAUUGAAUACAAAGACGAAGUUGCCAUCAAGGCCGCUGGUAAGAUGCAGCAGAAGGGUAAGGACUACGUUGUCGAAGACGGUGACGUCAUCUACUUCAGAGCCGGUGCCGGUAAAAACUAA